GAAGAAGAAUGAGCACGACCGGGGAAGAACGUCAGUUAUGUGCGACACAGCGUGCUGAAGGACAAGCAGAAUCAAGUGGAGGCACGAAAUAACUUCAGACAGAGCUGAAAGCCAGAUCAAUGAUUAUCGGGGAAAAAAGCAGGCUUUCCUCUGGAGAUUGUCAUCAUGGCGGUGGCAUCUUUAUCCCGAGCUCUGCGGUCCCUGUCCCUCUCCUGGCCGGCUCUAUUACCAACCCAGACAGCAGGACAAACGGUGCUCCGGGCCCAGACCAGCUCCAUGUUUCUAACCUGCUCUGGGUGGAGAGGCUUCCUGACUACAUCCUGUCUGGAGCAGAACAGAAACGCAUGGAAACAGAGGGAGAAAUACACUGUUAGACCUAUAGGCAUGAAGAAGACUGGAGGCAGAGAUCACUCUGGUAGGGUUCGUACACAUGGCAUUGGAGGAGGCCAUAAACAGAGAUACCGUUGGAUUGACUUCCAACGUCUCCGCUAUGAACCAGGCAGAGAGGAGCAGACCUUCGAGGAGAGGGUGAUGGAGGUCCGGUAUGACCCCUGCAGAUCUGCAGAAAUAGCUCUGGUGGCAGGAGGCAAGAGGAAGCGUUGGAUUAUUGCUACAGAGAACAUGCAAGUUGGAGACCUCAUUAAAACCUCUGGGACUAUCGGCCGCAUGGCAGUUUCGGCUAAAGAAGGAGACUCGUUCCCCCUGGGAGCUCUUCCUGUUGGAACUCUGGUCAACAACCUGGAACUGUAUCCUGGGAAAGGAGCCACCUACAUCCGUGCUGCAGGUACGAGUGGCGUGUUACUUCGUAAAGUCAGCGGAACAGCGAUUGUACAGCUGCCAUCUAAACAGCAGAUUCAGGUGAUUGAGACAUGCAUGGCCACAGUGGGAAGGGUGUCCAACAUCGAUCACAACAAACGGAUCAUUGGUAAAGCUGGCAGGAACCGUUGGCUCGGCAUCCGGCCCUCCAGCGGCUUGUGGAAGAGGAAAGGUGGCUGGGCCGGACGCAAGAUCAAACCACUUCCCCCCAUGAAGAGUUAUAUUAACCUGCCUUUAGUGUCUGCCAACUAAAUGUGCUAAACUCUGUAUGCAACAGGACAUUGCAGGAGACGCCACCUCUUCUUUUUAGAUCGAUCAGAGGCAGUGAUGUUAAUGGACAGAGCUGUCAGUGUUUUCAAUUAUGUAGUCUUGUGACAAUGUUUUGGUCUGUUAUGACAUGGAUUUUGUGAAAUGAAAUGAUUGAACGGUCUGAAGUGUUGGUAAAGAAUGAGGCUUGGGAUGUAGACAAGGUUUCAAACAUUAAACACAGCUGCUCCUGGGGAGGGCAACACAUUUACAUCCAUAGUGAAACAUUCAAAGGUUAACCCAUGUUUUCUUAAAUGGUAUUUACAAAUGUCAUAUCUGUUAUUUACAAAUGUCAUAUCUGUUAAAACAACAAGGUUUGUGCAAAGACACCUGGGAUGCAUUUUCAAAAGUGGAAUGAGUGAGUUGCUUGACUAGUUGUCAGAAUAUUUAGGACAGUUGGCUAAUACCUGCUAGAGGGGUUGGGGUUAGUUGGUUGGGCUUAACAAUAGCCUUAUAGUUAUUCAUAGAUAGUGGUCUAUUAUAGAGUGGGGCAGUCAAGCUCUUGGAAUCUUCAUAUGGAUUAAACAGCCUAUCAAAGUUAUUCCAUA
Molecule: messenger RNA, 1670 nt
Organism: Oncorhynchus gorbuscha (pink salmon)
Lineage: Eukaryota; Metazoa; Chordata; Actinopteri; Salmoniformes; Salmonidae
Gene: mrpl2
Product: mitochondrial ribosomal protein L2
Exons: 9
Coding region: 166-1068 (300 amino acids)
Biological process (GO): cytoplasmic translation
Cellular component (GO): ribosome
Molecular function (GO): RNA binding; structural constituent of ribosome
Source: RefSeq, a predicted model, not a curated record